Messenger RNA from Podarcis muralis (Common wall lizard), 5785 nucleotides. It is a transcript of the gene VWA3A, whose product is annotated as von Willebrand factor A domain containing 3A. Lineage: Eukaryota; Metazoa; Chordata; Lepidosauria; Squamata; Lacertidae. The record is from RefSeq and is a predicted model, not a curated record.
GACUGAGUGACUGGCCUGAGGUCAACCAGUGAUCUUCAUGUCUGAGUGGGGAUUUGAACCCUGUUCUCUCGGGUCUUAAUCUGACACACUGAACCACACUGGGAAGAUGUAUUUACUGUUCUCGGCGCAUCUGCCAAAAUUCUGAUGCAAAAAAUCCUGUCAGUUACAAAGGCAAGAAUUGGGGACCUCGUGCCCAGGGGCCGAAUGUGGCGCUCCAAUCCUCUCAAUCUGGCCCUCCGAAAUCUCAGGUGUCGCACCCCCUGAAGCUGCACACACACUUCACUGAUUCUCCUUCACGCUUUCUCUGAAAGUUUUUUGCCCAGCGGAAAUGCAUCCUUGAACUCUGAUCAGGCUUCUUGCUUGUCUGGAUGAAGGAUGGAGAGGGGAGUCUUAUGUGUAAAAACUAGGCUUUUGUACAAAGACGAAAAGCCGCAUUUGUGGCCCCACACGUCACUGAGAUAUGGCACAGCGACAAGGGUUUGCCUCCCUUGUUUUAAUGCGGCUGUGGGGAACCUUUGGCCCUCCAGUUGUUGCCGGACUGCAACUCCCAUCACCCCUCGCCCAUUGGUCGUUCUUGCUGAGGCUGCUGGGAGUUGUAGUUCUGCCACAUCUGGAAGGCCAAAGCUUCCUCAUUCCUUCUAAAAGGUGUCAAAAUGCUUUCUUUUUUUGGUCCUACACAUGGUUUUCUCUUUUGGCCGAGUAUAUAAAAAGCCCCCAGACAGAAAUAUUAAUUGCUUUUCAGGCAGAUUAAUUUGCUGUGCGCCUCUUGAGACCCAGCCGUGUUUCCCCUGCAGAUCUUUCAUCUCCCUCCAUCCGCUAUGGAGAAUGGUUGCUUCUGUUGCCGUUGGCAACGAAAACACAGCUCAGGCCAGGGGAGUGUUUGCUCCUGGAUAAAGCCUGGCUUUACAUGCACAGGGGAAGAUGCAAGGCAGAGUGAGCGAUUGCUGAAGAUCCAACAGUAUGUCGAAGGAGAAGAAAGUGGCAAGUUUCUUGGACAAUGCACAGUUCUUGGAAAAAGUGGGAUCCAACAAUAUGUCGAAGCAGAAGAAGGUGGCAAGUUUCCUGGACAAUUCACAGUUCUUGGAAAAAGUGGGAGCCGACAAAAUGUCGAAGCAGAAGAAGGUGGCAAGUUUCCUGGACGAUGCACAGUUCUUGGAAAAAGUUGGUGUACAUUCAGUAUCAAAUGCCACUUUACAAAAAGGAAGCCCAUCUUUGUGGAAUGUUUCUGCAGCAGUCUCUGAUGAAGGACUAUUGGUUACCAAUAUCAACCAGACACAGGAUUUAUUGAGACUUAAGGAUACAGCAAUGCUGUUUGCUGGGUUGAAGUCCACAGAUGAAUGGAUUCAAGUCUAUGGUUUAAAACCCAUGCAACUCUCAUUCGACGAUCUAAUGAAGAAGGGCAGCAUUGUGAUAAAUCCAGAUGAUCCAACAGAGAGUAUUGAAUUUACUAAGGAGUCUGUUAACUAUUUUGAAUCUGAGUUGCGUAAAACUAUUGCUCUCUAUGACAGACGCAUUGAGUGGCUGCUGCAGGAUAGCAGGAAGAUAUUUGGUAUGAUCCGUGGGGAUAAAGUUGGAGUUCUGAUUGACACAUCAGAUGUAAACUGUGGACCCAGACUGCAGGAUUUCCAAAGAGAUCUUCUGUCUGUAAUAGAUGAGCAGCUGCUUUACUUGAAGAAGUUAUACUUCCUUUCAUUUGGUACCAAUAUUUCAUUACUUUGGGAGAAGCCAAGAUUUAUCGACGAGAAGGUUUUAGAUGAAGCAAGGCAAUGGGUGCUAAAUCUCAAACCCAGCGGCGGCUGCAAUUUGCUCAAAGCACUGAAGAAAGCCCUUACAGUAAAAGAACUGAAUUCACUGGUGAUUGUGGUAGGAAGCUGCCCAGAUCAAGCCUCGGAAAUAUUGUCUGAGUAUAUCCAGGAAUGUACCGUGGGGAGAAAGCUGUUGGUCCACACUGUCACAUAUGACUGUAGCAAUCAAGUUCCUACUGGUGUGGUAAGAAGCAUAGCAGAAGAUGUGGGAGGCUAUUAUCACUGUUACUCCUCAAAGAGAGAGAAUUGUGACAGCACUGAUAUUCAACUGAUCCUUCUUGAACGCCAAAAGGCCAAGGAGUUGCUCAACAUCAUAAAUGAAAUCUACCAGGGGAGGAUGGGUGACACACUUUUUAACGUAAUGAAACAAGGUUCCAUGGAGUGUUUGAAGCUUCCCUCUGAAACCUCCCUGCCAAAGCCGCCAAAACAUGAUUGUCCUCUUGCAAUACAAAUCCCAAGCUUUUCGGCCCAAACCUCGGCUGAAUGGUUAAAAACGAAUGGACUAAAAGCCAGGAAAUUAAGCCUUUAUCAAGUUUUGGCACCCAAUGCUUUCUCCCCUGUGGAAGAAUUUGUGCCCGUCCUUCAGAAAAUGGUAUCGUCCACAUUACAUGAGAAAGCAAUGACCCAGUUUGAAUGGCAUGAUGGGACGAUUAAAAAUAUUCACGUUGAUCCACCCAUACUGUAUGACUAUCAGAAACGGCUUGGCAGACUGGUGAGGAUGUAUGAGAGACGGGUAGACUGGCUCUCCACAGCUAGUAGAAGAAUUUGGGGGACUGUUUGUGAGAAGAGGAUUGUCAUUCUUAUUGAUGUCUCCAAAACAAAUGCCAUGUACAUCAUUCAUAUCCAACAUUCCCUGCGACUUUUACUCGAGGAGCAGAUGUCGAGCAAGGAUUUCUUCAAUAUCAUAGCCUUUGGAAAUGACGUUAAGGCCUGGCAGGCAGAAAUGGUUCCUUCACACCUAGACAACCUACAAAGGGCCUGGAGCUGGGUACUGACCCUUCAGUGUGAAGGCACUAGAAAUCUUAUGACCGCACUAAGAAGAGCUGUGGAGAUAGACUUUAAAGAUAAAGACAAGCAUAAGUCUCAAAGCAUUUACCUGCUUACGACUGGAGUCCCCGACCAAGAGAAGCAUGCCAUCUGUUCCUACCUGGCUGAGGUCUGUGGCGGCUGUGACUUGAAGCUGCAUGUCUGUCUGUUCAGCGUCGACGGUUUCUCCCUUCAUGAUAUCCCGCCGCGGUAUGCAAGUCUGAAUGAAACGGCUGCGAUUUGUAAAGAAAUGGCCCAGACUGCCAAUGGUCGGUUUCAUUGGUUUGGAGAAACAGGCAUCUAUGAAAGUGACGAUAUCAGCAUUAUCCUAUCUGAAAUGGAAAAAGCUGUCAACUAUUCUCACAAGUGUGCCUUACUAGUGGGAUCCUUAAGGCAGCGUUCAGGAAGUCAUUUGGCUAAUCAGCUGAUGCCUGAAGGAGACCUAACAAUGCUGGAAACACAGAAGAAGAGUAGACCACAGAGGCUGCCAUUUCCAAAGCCAACUGCCCUUACUCUUGCCAGAAUGAACUUCAGAGACCAGCCCGAUGGGGCCAGAAAUGGCACGAUGAAAGCUCUCCUAUGGCGUCCACCAAGUGCCAAAGCGGAAAUUCCUCCAGUACCUUCAAAGGAAAUUUAUCUGACAAGCGGAAAAAAGAAACACAACUUCAAGUCAAAGAAGCGUCCAGAGGUUUCUCUCUUGUUAUUUUAUGCUGACAAAGGAAAAAAAGUAGGUGCAGUUUAUAAAAAAUAUUCAAACACGAAAAAUGUGAAGAAGCAGAUUCCUGUUCCUGUUUUGCCAUUUGAAGAAGAGAUAUGCUCCAGUAAAGCGUGGCUGAGCAGAUUCAGUAUAAAGAAAUUGAAGUUAGACUUGCCCAGCCUUGUUUUUGGACCUGAGUGUGUGCAUCAGAAGGAAAUGGUGGCAUCUUUGCACAAGCAAGUCUCAGCAAAAUACUGUGACAUCUUCCCGAGCGUAGAGAUUCACGGUAUUGUCAAACAUCUGCAGAUUCAGCCCAAAGACCUGGAAGUGUACAUUGAGCAGAUGGAGAGAGUGUUGCGGUGCUACGUUCGAAGAGUCCAGUGGCUUCUGUCAGGUAGUCGUCGAUUGUUUGGUGUCGUUUUGGAAGCGAAUGUUUGCAUCCUGAUUGAUACGUCUGGUUCCAUGGACCGUUCUUUGCAGGAGGUCACAAAAGAGCUCACCUCCCUUAUCUGGGAACAGCUGAGGAAGAAUAAUGUGAAGUUCAGUCUCAUCAGCUUUGCCGAAGAUGUUGACGUUUGGCAGGAGUGCCUUGUGGAGGCCACAAACGAAACAUGCCAUGACGCUGUACAGUGGCUGUCAACAUUUCACGCUCAUGGGAAUACAUCCAUUCUCAAGGCUUUACGGAGAGCUUUCAGCCUUCCGGACGUUGAGGCUUUGUACGUUCUGACUGAUGGAAAACCAGACACCAGCUGCAGUUUGGUCCUGAAAGAAAUUGAAAUGCUUUUGAAGAAACGAGCAAUUAUAAUCCACACUAUUUCGUUUAAUUGCUCAGACAGAGCAGCUAAUGACUUUCUUAAGAAACUGGCCUUCCAGACAGGUGGGCGCUACCAUCGGUGCCACGGGGAUGUGGACGGACAGAUGGCAGCACACCGGCUACUAUCGGAAGGCUUUAAGGACGAAGAUGAUCCAGCUUUCCCCUUGUUUGAAGGAGAUGAUUUAAAGAAACUUGUUGAUGAAAUUGCAAAAGCUAGGAGCUAUUUAACACAGGCCAAGUUCUUUAAAUCGCUAUUAGAAAAAAAGAACAUAAACCAGAAAGACCGCUGCCCAUGAAACAGUUGCCUUCAGGACACGGAGACAGCAAAGGAGGACUUAAUGGAACAUUAUCGGCUCCAUAUCUGGGAUGGGAAAUGUGUCUUCAUGAAUCCACACAUCCUUCAAUGAAAACGAGUGCACCUUUCAGGCAGCUGGGUUUUCAUUCUGAUUUGUUUGCUUUUCCUCAAACAUUUGUGCCAUCCAAAACUGGGGGGGGCAGUGCUAGUGACUCCAAAAUCCAGCAGACACGUGCCUGAUUGAUCCCCCAGUUUGAUCUAGAAAAAUACAAUUAGACACUUGAGUGUGAUCAGACAGCACCUGAAUGACUGUGCUGUGUUCCCCAAUUGCUUGUUUCAGCAGCAGCUUGCCCAGAGGCCUGUAAAGAAUUGAGUGCAUUGCAAAAGCUUGGGCCUGAUCUCAGGAGCCUUUCAAGGAAAUGCAAUUCAAACGCUUGCUGCAAACCAGCACCGUCUCUCAUAAAGAAGGACGAAACAUUGUAGUCUGGGUGCCAUAUCAAAUGGAGAUCCUAGCUGUCUUCCUCCUAGGCUCUUAGCCAAGGAGCAAAAUGGAAUCACAGAACCCAUGAUUGCUGUCACAGAUGCAUCAUGUGGUUUUAAAACCGAGGUGAAUUUUCAGUCAUGUGAAAUUGGCACUAGAAAUGGGAACAAGGCAAUGUGACAUGUGUUGAUGGGAACCAGCUGUACUGUUUGCUAACUGCCAUGUGAAAAAUUCUUCAUAUGGGGCGUCCUCCUCUCUCUUUCUUCUCUCUUUAUUCCUCUCUUCCAAAGAUUGGGAAGGUUUUGCCAUUCAUCUUUUUAAAAGAACACUACCUCUAGUCCUUGGUAAGAUGAACCCUGCUAGUUUGUGAUUUUGAUUAAGUGCUCUGCAUUAAUAGAAACCCACAUUCUUUCGAUAUAUUGUAAAGCUGUGGGUGGGAUCCAAUGCUGGCCGGCGUAGUCCCAUUAAAAUCAAUUCAGUUAUAUAAGUCCACUGAUUUGUUUGGGGCUUUUUGAGUGUGACUUGGUUGGAUAGCAUCUCCUGUUUCUGGUUAAACAUAUAUUUUACCCACGUUAGCGUUUUGCAAAGGAGAGGAACAAAUCUUCAUAGUGUCAUGAACAAACUGGAGUCUCCAAACUCAAUAAGCCAUUGUAUUCUUCUGACUGUU